AUGUCUCAGCGAUGGGCUUCGUGUAGGGACUGUUUGCCUUCCCUUCGUGUUCUUUCUCAGUCUCAGCGAUGGAACGAACUGGGAGUUGGCAAUGCUCAUGUGUUGGAAUCAUUUUAUGUUGAUGAACAGAAGAUUAUCUUCUCUUAUUGGUUGUUUUUGUGUAGAACGGUGAGGAAGAUUGUGAAUUUGGAUGAUCACAUUGCAUUGGCCUAUGCUGGGCUCAAAGCUGAUGCUCGUGCCUUGAUAAACAAGGUGAGAAUUGAAUGUCAAAGCCACCAACUUACGGUUAAGGAUCCAGUAACUGUUGAGUAUAUUACUCGCUACAUUGCUAGUCUUCAACAGAAGUAUACACAAAGUGGCGGUGUUAGACCGUUUGGGCUUUCAACUUUGAUUAUUGGCUUUGACCCAUACACAGGUGCACCGACACUAUAUCAGACAUAUCCUUUUGGGACAUUUUCAACCUGGAAAGCAAAUGCCACUGGAAGAAACUCUAUCUCAUUACGUGAGUUUCUUGAGAAAAACUACAAGGAGACAACUGGGCAAGAAACCGUCAAGCUCUCCAUUCGUGUUUUGCUUGAGGUAAGUAAUAGCAGACGAUGCAUAUUUAAUCUAGUUUCUUAA
Molecule: messenger RNA, 621 nt
Organism: Humulus lupulus (European hop)
Lineage: Eukaryota; Viridiplantae; Streptophyta; Magnoliopsida; Rosales; Cannabaceae
Product: proteasome subunit alpha type-7-like
Exons: 2
Coding region: 1-621 (206 amino acids)
Cellular component (GO): proteasome core complex, alpha-subunit complex; proteasome core complex; nucleus
Source: RefSeq, a predicted model, not a curated record